AGAAAGUCCAAGUGCAAUGUACGCAGACGCAGCAGCAGCAACGUCAGUCUCAACCCUUCCAUUGGCGUCAGACAAUCUGAUUCCUUGGGACAGCAGCACAGGCAGAUGAGACAGCUUCAAGACUCGAGAAGCCUCCAGAGUCUGAGACAACCCCAGGUUGUUGGGCCAACGCGCUUCAAGCCAAACAACAUCGCACCCACUGUGCCCGCGCUCGCUGCCAGCCAGUCACCAGUCAUCCCAUCCGACCUGGGCCCCGAGAUAGUCUCCCAAUGCGGGAAGGGUAUUUGCGUAAAGAACUCCAAUUGGUGUGGGGUAAUGCACAGCCCAAUCCGAGUGUACCUCGUGUGGUACAGCCGCUUCACUGAGUCCCAGAAGAAUGUUCUUCGAACGUUCAUCCGCUCCCUCAGCAGCACUGAAGGCACGGUGUCUGCCUGGUGGCGCACCAACACCCUUUACUAUGACUGCUCGGGCCGCUACGUGUCGAGUACUGUCAUUCUUGCCGGGGAGCACCACGUGCAGCGCCCAUACAAGCUGCUGUGGGGGCUUGGGUCGAUCAAGCGAGUGGUCAAAAAGAGGAUCAAGUCCAGGGCGUUUCCGCUGGAUGAGAAUGCGGUCUACUUUGUGAUGGGCGACAAGAGCGUGGCUCAGAGGGACAGCAGCGGAGCCAUGUGCAGCGCCUACUGCGGCUGGCAUGACUUUGUCAAGAUUCGCAAGAAGCUCAUCAAGGUUUCUUAUGUGGGCAGCCCGGACAAGUGCCCCAGCAGCUGUUGGCUGUCGGCCUUCGCAUUCAAUCCCAGCCCCAACAAGGACAGCAGCUUCGACUCCCUCGUCAGCACCUUCGCGCACGAGCUCGCAGAGGCCACCAGCGACCCCUACAUCAGCACCUGGUUCGACAGCCUGGGACGAGAAAAUGCCGACAUAUGUGCCUGGAGGACUGGAGAUCUGUCCUUCACGGCUGAUGGCGCAGCCUACAAUCUGGAAGGGGUGGACGGGUCCAAAUUUCUCGUCCAGCAGAAUUACGACCCGGUUCAACGAACCUGCGUCACCACCACUGCGUGAAACCUGCUGCUGUGUGAACCUGUUGCUGCGUGAUUGGAUUCGACGAACCUGGUGCUGCUGCUUGACUAGCUUCAAUGAACCUGGGCCUGCAUCACCCCCGCUGCUGCUGCGGCUUCUGCGUGACUAGGUUCAAUGACCCUGGGCCUGUGUCACCACCGCUGCUGUUUCGUGACCUGAUUCAACGAAUCUGAGCAUGCGUCACCACCUCUGCCUCCCCCCUCUCUCAAGCCCUAACUCGAAAGGUAUUGCUGGUUCUGGAAUCUUGAAGUGUUCAGCAUUCUUAGUCCGCCGCCCUCCAUGACACCCGAGAGGAGUCUGUGCCGUCAGCUGUGUGAGCAGUGGUGGUGGGGGCAGCAGCCGCAGCAGUACUGGCAGCAGCCGCAGCAGUACUGGCAGCAGCUGCAGCAGUACUGGCAGCAGCCGCAGCAGUAGUGGCAGCAGCUGCAGCAGCAGCACUGGCAGCAGCUGCAGCACUAGCACUGGCAGUAUCUGCAGCAG
This is a messenger RNA of Closterium sp. NIES-67, 1557 nucleotides long. Lineage: Eukaryota; Viridiplantae; Streptophyta; Zygnematophyceae; Desmidiales; Closteriaceae. The record is from the annotation of a GenBank genome assembly.